UAGACUCAAGCCCUGAGGGGCCGGGUAUAAAGUGAAUCAGAUCUCUCAACAUAAUCAUCUUGCCCGAAGGCACCAUUCAGCAACCCCAAAGUACGCACGCAAAGACGGAGCAUAAGUCCCAUCCUCAGAUAAGCUUGGAGAACCAACCAACCUCCAUCAUGCGCGGUCUCUUCCUUGCCGUCCUGCCGCUCCUCGGAGCCACUGCCUUGGCCUCGGCCGACAAGCGGGCCACGCCCACCACGCUGGCUACUUCCAAGACGACGACGAGCCCGGCCCAGCCGACCUACCAGUCGUGCGGCGGCUUCCGCGCCAAUCCUGUCGAAUGCCCCGACGGCCAGAUCUGCAUCGACGACCCGUAUCGUGGAGGUUGCGGCAUGGCCUGCGACAUGCCCGGCAUCUGCGUCGAGCCCGUGUUUUGCGGCGGCAUCGCCGGCAUCGCCUGCAAGGACGGCAAGAAAUGCGUCGACGACCCGCGGGAUGACUGCGACCCCGAGAACGGCGGGUCCGACUGCGGCGGUAUUUGCGUCUGAGAGCUGGAUCUGCGGGUUCUGAAUACGCACCAUGGCAAACAUUCUUGUACAUACGUAACAUAACACGUCUCGCCCUCAACAAGUGGGCCUUGAAAAGCAAGACUGCUUGAUAUCCAUCUCAGUUGCAAGUGUCGACGCAGAGCUCGCGUUCACCCUCUUCCCUUCGUCCAAGAACCCCAACUGUGACCGAGGGUGUCAAAGGCAGACCGCUGAGGAUGCCUGCUACUGAACCCCGUUGGUGUCUCGAUUCUUCGAGAAUAUCGGAAUGGACGCGAUGGGGGGGUAACGCAUCUCAUCUCCAGGUAGUCGUUUUGGGCUAUCCAGCAUAUAGUAGACAAGAUCUUGUUGUCUCGCCGCCGCAACACGAAACUUGGAGAUGCUGGAACGAGGAACGAGGGUGUGUUGCCGGGAAAUCCGAGAGCUCGUAUCACCUCAGCUACCUAACUUUCGGCCACCACCCCAACGCCUGCCCAGGCCAUUUCUUUGCAGCCAAUGAGUUUCGACUCAUCAUAGUCCUUGUGCCGGACG
This is a messenger RNA of Thermothielavioides terrestris NRRL 8126, 1058 nucleotides long. RefSeq lists its product as uncharacterized. Lineage: Eukaryota; Fungi; Ascomycota; Sordariomycetes; Sordariales; Chaetomiaceae. The record is from RefSeq and is a predicted model, not a curated record. Bases 159 to 530 code for a protein of 123 amino acids. The transcript has a single exon.